This is a messenger RNA of Dichomitus squalens LYAD-421 SS1, 1175 nucleotides long. RefSeq lists its product as uncharacterized. The coding region runs from base 5 to 1024 and encodes 339 amino acids. The transcript has 4 exons. Lineage: Eukaryota; Fungi; Basidiomycota; Agaricomycetes; Polyporales; Polyporaceae. The record is from RefSeq and is a predicted model, not a curated record.
CGCAAUGAAGCUCGCCGGGAUCCUCUUCACCUCCCUCCUCUGCGCCGCGUCCGCGCACGCGCAAUACUUCUCCGCAGGAUGGACCCCAGGCCAGAAGGUCGCUGACGAGCAGCCCCCCGAGCCCGCGUACACCUUCGAGCCCGCCGCGCAGGCUGCGUCGAGGCCCGCACCCGCUCCCGGCGGGAAGCAGCUUGGGUUCGUAGACAAGAUCCUGACGUCGGGGCCCGUGUCUUCCCUGUUCGGGAAGAUUGGGCUGAACGUGUCAGAAGUAAUUGCGCGGGGAAGCGUUUCGCCUUGGGACGAGCGGAUACCCAUCAUCACGGACCAGAACUACGAAGAGAUCAUCGUGAACGAGAAGCUGACCCCUGAGGAGGAGAAGGAGCGGGUGUGGUUCCUCAUCGUCUCCGUGACGAGCUCGCAGAACAGCGAGAUCUCCAAGAUCGUCGACAAGUCCUUCGACGACGCCUACAACGAGACUCUCGCCGCCGGCGACCUUCCGCAUGUCCGCUGGGGCCGCAUCGACUACAUGUCCGUCACCUACCUCACGACCAAGUGGGGCAUCUGGACGGGCCCAUACCUCAUCGUCCUCAAGGACCGCGGGCAGACGCUGCGGUUCUACAAGGCGGACCGCGUGCGCAUCAGCAAGGAGCUCAUCCGCGAGCUCCUGACGGAGGAGCUCUGGCGCGAGACCCCCGUGUGGAAUUCCAACUUCGCGCCCGGCGGCAAGCGGGAAUUCGUGUUGCACUACUACGGGAUCGCGCUGAUGUAUACGUUCGACGUCAUCAACCGCGUGCCGCGGUUCGUGCUCAUGAUCGCCUCGGGUGGUAUCGCCAGCAUAGUGAUGCGCUUCCUGCACAAAUCCACUCCGCAAGACGCGAGGCCGAAACCAUCCGAAGCGGUGCCCAAAAAGACUGCAGACACUGAUGCGGGCACGGCGGUGAGCGGCGGCACGACUGCGGUAGCCUCCUCUACUGCAACCUCGAGCCCGAAGAAGGGUAAGCAGCGGAAAAAUGGGAAGAAGUAGACGGAAGAGAGCCGCGUAACUUGUCCAAGGGCUGUAUACUACAUACGCGCUAACCCGGUUGGAAGAGAGGAGUCGGCCCGAGGGGAGGUCCCUCAUGCGCUGCUUGUAUCUAGCGUUGUAAUUCGGUUGUUCGUCUAUUUGCAAUAUCUCC